ACAAACAUGAUUGAACAAUCGUGCACAUGGUUUAUUGACCGGAAAGAGAGAGAGAGAGAGAGAGAUGGGAGGAGGAGGAGGAGGAGGAGGAGCAGGGGGUCCCUUGUUUGAGAGCAGAGGAGCGAAGGGUAGAUUAUGGUACAAGCUUUACGCUGCUUCUGUUCUUGUUGGGAUUUUCUUGAUUUGGGUGUACAGAGCUAUCCACUUACCAAAGGGAGGAGGAGGAGGAGGAGAGGGGAGAUUGAUUUGGAUUGGUCUCUUUGGAGCUGAGAUUUUCUUUGGUUUGUAUUGGAUCCUCACUCAAGUAGUCAGAUGGAACCCCAUCUACCAUCAAACUUUUAAGGGCAGGCUCUCAAAAAGAUACGAGAAUGAUCUACCUCCUAUCGACAUAUUUGUAUGCACUGCAGACCCCACAAUCGAGCCUCCAAUGCUGGUGGUUAACACGGUCUUAUCAAUGAUGGCCUUUGACUACCCAACAAAGAAGUUGAGUGUUUAUCUCUCUGAUGAUGGUUUCUCUCAGUUAACAUUCUAUGCUCUCUUAGAGGCAGCUAGUUUCUCCAAGUUCUGGAUCCCAUACUGCAAUAAGUUCAAGGUUGAGCAGAGUCCAGCUUCAUAUUUCUCUUCAGUAUCUAAUCUCACUGAGUUCUAUAGUGCUAAUGAAUUUUCAGCCAUCAAGAAAUUGUACAAAGAGAUGGAGAGUCGAUUAGAAGCCACAAUUAGAUUGGGGAGGAUUUCUGAUGAGCUUGCAAAACAACAGAAUGGUUUUAAUGAAUGGAGUUCAGAGUCUGAACCCAAAAAUCAUCAUCCAGUUGUGAAGAUAUUAAUUGAUGGAAGAGACCCUAAAACUGUGGAUGUCGAAGGGGUGUCACUGCCAACUCUUGUAUAUGUCGCUCGUGAGAAGCGACACGAAUAUCCACAUAACUUUAAGGCUGGGGCUAUUAAUGCAUUGAUAAGAGUGUCCUCUGAGAUAAGUGAUGCACCUUUCAUACUCAUCGUGGACUGUGAUAUGUAUUCGAACAGCUCCCAAUCUGUAAGAGAUGCAAUGUGUUUUUUCAUGGAUGGAGAGAAUGGACAUGACAUUGCCUUUGUACAGUUUCCUCAGAACUUUAGAAAUCUCCAUAAGAAUAACACCUACGGUGAUUACAUAACAAUUGUUAAUGAGAAGGUAGAAUAUCCUGGGUUUGGACAGGCUAUGCUUAUGGGCACAGGUUGUUUCCAUAGACGAGACAGUCUAUGUGGAAGAAAAUAUGGCAAAGAUUAUAUGAUAAAACAGAACAAUAAAAAUAAAAUAAAUUCAGAAGAGAAUGCAUCUGUACAAGAAGCAAGAGCCAAAAGCCUUGCUAGCUGCAUUUGUGAGCAGAAAACAGAAUGGGGCAAAAAUAUGGGUAUGAUGUAUGGAUGUCCAGUGGAGGAUGUGAUAACUGGAUUAUCGAUACAAUGCAGAGGGUGGAAAUCCAUUUACUAUAACCCCCCAAGAAAGAGUUUUUUAGGGAUGGGUCCUUUGACAUUAGGACAGUUUUUGGUACAACACAAACGAUGGAGUGAGGGGCUUUUUCAAAUAUUUCUCUCUAAGUAUUGCCCUCUUGUUUACGGUCAUGGGAAGAUCAAACUUAAGCUUCAAUUGGCAUAUUGCUUAUACUUGCUGUGGGCUCCAAUUUCCUUGUCGAUGUUGUAUUAUGUCAUUGUGCCUUCUCUUUGCCUCCUAAAGGGAAUCCCCUUGUUCCCGAAGAUAUUAAGUUUAUGGUUCAUACCUUUCGCAUAUAUCAUUACCGCAACACAAGCUUUCAGCUUACUCGAAUGUCUUCGCUGUGGAGAAACCUUUACAAGCUGGUGGAACAUGCAAAAGAUGAAAAUGAUGAGAAGGACAACCUCGUACUUGUUCAGUUUCAUCGAUACCACCCUCCAACAAUUAGGCCUUGGUAACUCAGGCUUCAUCAUCACUGCCAAAAUCGCCGAAGACGAAGCAUUAAAGAGGUACGAGACAGGAAUUAUUGAGUUUGGAUCAUAUUCUCCGAUGUUUGUUGUUUUAGCCAUGAUUGGAGUUCUUAACUUGAUUUGCUUUGUGGGAGGCUUUGUUAGUUCUAGUGAGAAGGUUUGGUUGCAGUUUUUAUUAUGCGGGGUGUUGGUGAUGGGCAAUGUGCCAGUUUAUCAAGCAUUGUUCUUUAGGAAAGAUAAGGGCUGCCUUCCUACUUCAGUUGCAAUGGACAGAUCCUCCUUGAAGUUUGUAAUUUUUUCAGUACUAGGCUUUCUAUCUGGCCUGCAAUCAACUGUUGGGAUAAGAUUUGUCAUAGACAGGGAAGAGUGCUUCUCCCAUUCAGUUCCAUAUGAAGGAGAUAAAGUUCAUGUUUCAUUUGUCGUAAUCAAAGCUGAUACACACUGGCAUUAUGGUGAUGAUGGUGUUGAUCUUGUGGUUAAGGGCCCAACUGGAGAUCAGAUUUAUGAUGCUCGGGAUAAGACAAGUGAUAAGUUUGAAUUUGUAGUUCAAAAGAAAGGGAUUCACCGUUUCUGCUUCAGCAAAAAAUCUCCUUACCAUGAAACCAUCGACUUUGAUGUACACAUUGGUCACUUUCCCUACUAUGAUGAGCAUGCCAAAGAUGAGCAUUUAAACCCUUUGCUGGAACAAAUUGGAAAGUUAGAAGAAGCCCUUUACAACAUACAGUUUGAGCAACAUUGGCUGGAGGCUCAGACGGAUCGCCAAGCACUUGUGAACGAGGGUAUGAGCAGGAGAGCAAUCCACAAGGCAAUAUUUGAAUCAGCUGCACUUGUAGGAGCAAGCAUUCUUCAAAUUUUCCUCCUGCAACGUCUCUUUGAGAGAAAACUAGGCACCUCUCGAGUUUAGGUCUUUUUUUUUUGGCAAUUACUGUGUAAAUUUACAGGUUAAUGUAAGGGGUUGGUAAUUGCGAUUACAUGUAGAUUACUCGGAAAUGAGCAUUAUUCCUUGUGGAUGUUCUGAAAUUUUGAAAUUACUGUGGUCAUCACUUUGGCUUCAUUCCGCUGAUGCACAUAGGAGAGAGUCAUUUGAUUUA
Asparagus officinalis (garden asparagus) is the source of this 3026-nucleotide messenger RNA. Its product is annotated as transmembrane emp24 domain-containing protein p24beta2-like. The transcript is spliced from 12 exons. The coding region runs from base 65 to 2839 and encodes 924 amino acids. Gene Ontology annotation, biological process: endoplasmic reticulum to Golgi vesicle-mediated transport; cellulose biosynthetic process; Golgi organization. Gene Ontology annotation, molecular function: mannan synthase activity; cellulose synthase (UDP-forming) activity. The record is from RefSeq and is a predicted model, not a curated record. Gene Ontology annotation, cellular component: endoplasmic reticulum-Golgi intermediate compartment; trans-Golgi network; plasma membrane. Lineage: Eukaryota; Viridiplantae; Streptophyta; Magnoliopsida; Asparagales; Asparagaceae.